Schistocerca cancellata (South American locust) is the source of this 703-nucleotide messenger RNA. Its product is annotated as J domain-containing protein-like. Lineage: Eukaryota; Metazoa; Arthropoda; Insecta; Orthoptera; Acrididae. The record is from RefSeq and is a predicted model, not a curated record. The transcript has 2 exons. Gene Ontology annotation, cellular component: cytoplasm. The coding region runs from base 98 to 619 and encodes 173 amino acids.
ACCGCUAGUAAGCGCGGCGGUAUAUCCACGGCUGCCCGAUAACAGUGCAAGGAAGUCGAGCGCCAAACACAGGCGGAAAACAAGAGAACACUUCAAGAUGAGCGCCAUAGACAGCAUUCUCAAUUACACCCGCAAAGAGGAGGAGGAUUUCUACGCGCUGCUCGGUUGCGACGAGAAUUCCACAACAGAACAGAUUGUCGCUGAGUACAAGGUCAGAGCUGUUCAGUACCACCCGGACAAGAAUGAGGGCGACAAAGAAGCCGAAGCGAAGUUUCAGCAGUUGCAGGAAGCAAAGGAAGUCCUUUGUGACCCCGAGAAAAGAAGCAACUACGACAAGUGGCGCAAUAGUGGCAUUGCCAUCAGCUACAAGCAAUGGGUUGGAAUGAAGGAACACGUUCAUUCGUCAAUGCACUGGACCACCCUGAAGACGAAAGAUAGGAUGCUGCCUGAAACUGCAGGUGAAGGUGGCAGCACAAGUGCCUCAGGGAGUGCCCCCCAGGCACGCCGCCGGGGUUCAGAGGGAGUUGCAAAUAUACACUGGGGUGCUCGCGGCACUGUCAACUGGAAAUCUGACGCUUCUAGUGAAGUUGUCAGCAAGUUCCGCAACUAUGAAAUUUAGACUGCUUUGCUAUUGUAACUAAUUUCCUGUUUGUGUCACAACCUGUAGAGAACUACAUUCCAUGGGUGUGAUGCCGUCUCUGUG